Molecule: messenger RNA, 326 nt
Organism: Drosophila ananassae
Lineage: Eukaryota; Metazoa; Arthropoda; Insecta; Diptera; Drosophilidae
Exons: 1
Coding region: 1-168 (55 amino acids)
Source: RefSeq, a predicted model, not a curated record
AUGAAAACCAAAAACCAAAAGAACAUCAAUAGCUGCAACUGCAAUUGCUUCAGUCACUCCAAUCAGGGGAUCGCUAUCACUGACGAGAAGAACAUUCUGAGGAGGCCCAGCUACACGUACAAGUGUCUCAAUCAUAAUCCGCGUCCGCGACCUUUGAUAUUUUCUUGAAAACUUCUUUGAAGAGUCUGAAAGCCCACCGAAGAAAGUGCUGAUUUUCCUUCUUGCCGUGAAGUUUUUUUUGGUUCAAAACUUACCUUAAUUGCCCUGACAAAAUCAGAAAUCUCUGUGAAAUAUAUGUAGAAAAGCAACAAAAAGCCAAAAAACAC